Molecule: messenger RNA, 6794 nt
Organism: Varanus komodoensis (Komodo dragon)
Lineage: Eukaryota; Metazoa; Chordata; Lepidosauria; Squamata; Varanidae
Gene: TJP1
Product: tight junction protein 1
Exons: 28
Coding region: 40-5280 (1746 amino acids)
Biological process (GO): cell-cell adhesion; positive regulation of blood-brain barrier permeability; protein localization to cell-cell junction
Cellular component (GO): bicellular tight junction; plasma membrane
Molecular function (GO): cell adhesion molecule binding
Source: RefSeq, a predicted model, not a curated record
UCUGCCCGAGCCGCAGCUGCUUCCACCAAGAGCACAACAAUGGAAGAGACAGCGAUAUGGGAACAGCAUACAGUGACCCUUCACAGGGCUCCUGGAUUUGGGUUUGGCAUUGCAAUAUCUGGUGGAAGGGAUAAUCCCCACUUCCAGAGCGGCGAAACGUCGAUAGUCAUUUCAGAUGUGCUGAAAGGAGGCCCGGCGGAAGGUCUAUUACAGGAGAAUGACCGCGUUGCAAUGGUUAAUGGCGUUUCGAUGGAUAACGUGGAACAUGCUUUUGCUGUUCAGCAGCUGAGGAAAAGCGGGAAAAAUGCCAAAAUAACUAUCCGAAGAAUGAAGAAAGUUCAGAUUCCAAUAAGCCGGACAGAUCCUGACCCAGCCUCUGGAAAUGAUGAGGACAGCUAUGAAGAGGACAUGCAUGACCCCAGAAGUUCUCGCGGUGCUACCAGUGCAAGCAGAAGGCAUGAGAAAAGCUGGGUGAGGGAUCGAAGCGCAAGCAGGGAGAGGAGCUUAUCGCCCAGGUCAGACAGGAGGUCGGUGGCGUCCAGUCAACCCACAAAGCCUACUAAAGUCACUUUGGUGAAAUCCAGGAAGAAUGAAGAAUAUGGGUUGCGCUUGGCCAGCCACAUUUUUGUGAAGGAGAUCUCCCAAGACAGCCUGGCGGCGAGAGACGGCAAUAUUCAGGAAGGUGACGUUGUACUGAAGAUAAACGGAACAGUCACGGAAAAUAUGUCAUUGACAGAUGCCAAGACCCUAAUAGAAAGGUCAAAGGGCAAGUUGAAGAUGGUGGUUCAAAGGGACGAGCGAGCAACUUUGCUGAAUGUCCCGGAUCUUUCUGAUAGCAUUCACUCUGCCAAUGCUUCAGAAAGAGAUGACAUCUCAGAAAUUCAAUCGCUGGCAUCUGAUCAUUCCAACCGAUCCCAUGACAGGCCCCGCCGCAGCCGCUCGCGAUCCCCUGACCAGAAGUCGGAGCCUUCGGACCAUUCCAGGCAUUCUCCGCAGCAGCCCAGCAAUGGCAGUCUCCGGAGUAGAGAUGACGAAAGAAUAGCAAAGCCAGGAGCUGUCUCUACCCCUGUGAAGAAUGUGGAGGAGCCCCCGGUUCCCAAAUCAGCAGAAGAACCAGUCAUGGAGAAAAAUGAGAAACAGACGCCACCACUUCCAGCAGAGCCAAAACCAGUCUAUGCCCAGGCGGGUCAGCCUGAUGUGGAUCUGCCGGUUAGUCCGUCUGACGGCCCGUUGCCCAACUCAACACACGAAGACGGGAUGCUUCGGCCGAGCAUGAAGCUUGUAAAAUUCAAGAAAGGAGACAGUGUGGGCUUGCGGCUGGCUGGUGGCAAUGAUGUCGGAAUAUUUGUGGCUGGUGUCCUGGAGGAUAGCCCUGCCGCCAAAGAAGGGUUGGAAGAAGGAGAUCAAAUUCUCAGGGUAAAUAACGUCGACUUCACAAAUAUCAUCCGAGAAGAAGCAGUGCUGUUUCUCCUUGAUCUUCCUAAAGGGGAAGAAGUCACCAUUCUGGCACAGAAGAAGAAGGACGUUUAUCGGCGCAUUGUCGAGUCAGAUGUGGGAGACUCUUUCUAUAUUAGAACUCAUUUUGAAUACGAGAAGGAGUCUCCCUACGGACUCAGCUUCAACAAAGGAGAGGUCUUCCGAGUGGUGGACACACUGUACAACGGCAAGCUUGGAUCCUGGCUGGCCAUUCGGAUCGGCAAGAAUCACAAAGAGGUGGAGAGAGGCAUCAUACCCAAUAAAAACAGAGCUGAGCAACUGGCCAGCGUGCAGUACACGCUUCCAAAGAUGGCAGGUGGGGACCGUGCGGAUUUCUGGAGGUUCCGAGGCCUGCGAAGCUCCAAGAGGAACCUCCGGAAAAGCAGAGAGGAUCUUUCUGCCCAGCCAGUGCAGACCAAGUUUCCUGCGUAUGAGCGCGUCGUUCUUCGAGAAGCUGGAUUUCUCAGACCUGUUACAAUAUUUGGACCAAUCGCGGACGUGGCGCGGGAGAAACUGGCGAGAGAGGAGCCGGAUAUUUAUCAGAUUGCAAAAAGUGAACCCAGGGAUGCUGGUACGGACCAGCGGAGUUCAGGCAUUAUUCGUCUUCACACGAUAAAACAGAUAAUUGACAGAGACAAACACGCGCUCUUAGACGUCACUCCAAAUGCCGUCGACCGCCUCAAUUACGCACAGUGGUAUCCCAUUGUGGUGUUUUUGAACCCCGAUUCGAAGCAAGGUGUAAAGACCAUGAGGAUGCGGCUGUGUCCCGAAUCCCGAAAAAGUGCCAGGAAAUUAUACGAGAGGGCCCACAAGCUAAGGAAGAACAACCAUCACCUCUUCACAGCUACGAUUAACUUGAAUUCCAUGAACGACGGCUGGUAUGGAGCGCUGAAGGAAGCCAUUCAGCAGCAGCAGAAUCAGUUGGUGUGGGUUUCGGAAGGAAAGGCAGAUGGUGCGACGAGUGACGACCUGGACCUUCACGACGACCGCCUGUCCUACCUGUCGGCUCCAGGUAGCGAGUACUCCAUGUACAGCACGGACAGCCGGCACACUUCUGACUAUGAGGACACAGAUACGGAGGGGGGCGCCUACACCGAUCAAGAACUGGACGAGACCCUCAAUGACGACGUGGGGACCCCUCCCGAGUCAGCCAUCACCCGGUCCUCCGAGCCCGUACGAGAAGAUUCGUCCGGGGUCCAUCACGAGAGCCCGACCUAUCCUCCUUACGCAGCCCAAGCUCAGCCUCAGCCGAACCACAGGAUCGAGUCUCCCGGCUUUAAACCGAACACGGCUCAGCCGAAAGCAGAUGCCUCUCCUGCAGCCCCUUACCUUUCCCCGUCGCCAGAAACGCACCCUCCUCCGGCCGUCCCAGCUCCGGCCGUUAACCCCGGCCUCGCGAGCCCCUGGCGGGAGGAGCCGGGCAUGGCACCGUACAACUCCUACCAACCGCAGGCGGGGCCCCUGAGGACGCCCGGCUCCGAGGCACCCCCCCUGCUGCUCAGGGACCAGGAGCCGCCGGCCUUGUCGCCGCACGUAGACCCAGCCAAGAUGUACCGGAAGGACCUGUACGCCAGUGAGGACCCCGCUCGGCCCAACUACGUCUUGAAGCAGCCGCUGCAGAGGACGGAGAAAGAUGGCAGUCUGGCCUACGACCCGCCUGGCCAGUACGCGGAGAAGCAGCCGAGCAGGGAGUACGAGCCCGUGCCGUACAGGUACGACUCCUCCAGCUACGUGGACCAGUUCUCCCGCGGCUACGACCCCCGCCUGCACUACGAGGAGCGGGUGCCUCCAUACGACGACCACUGGGCCUACUACGACGAGAAGCAGCCAUACCCGCCCCGGCCCCCGUACGACGGCCAGCCCCCCAGAGACUUUGACCCCCGGCAGAGCGGGGAGGAGGGCGCCGAGCGCGGCGGCUACUUCCCCGCCCAGCCCCGCUUUGAGCACGCGCCCAAGAACUUCGGCCUGGCGCAGCUGCGCUACGAGGAGCCGCCCCCGGCGGGGUAUGAGGUGCACGGGGGGCGGUACAAAGGCGAGGCCCAGGCCUACCCCCCCGCUGUGCCGCGCUCCCCGGAGCCCAAGCUCUACUUCGACCCGCAGCACCGCGGCUACGAGCAGCCCCCCGCCCAGGCGUUCGCCCCCAAAGCGGGCCCGUACGAGCCCCCUCACGGCGCCGCCGGGACGCUCCCGCCGCCGAGCAAGCCCGAGAUCCUGCCUUCCCACAGUAAAGCACUGCCCACGCCACCAGCCGAGGAGGAGGACGACCCGGCCAUGAAGCCGCAGUCCGUGCUCACGCGGGUGAAGAUGUUCGAGAACAAGCGGUCGUCCUCGCUGGAGAAGAUCAAGGAGUCGAACGACGGCCCCGUCGUCAAGCAGCCUCCAGAGCUCGCACCUAAGCCUGGCCUCGCCCCGGUGAGCGGCCCGAAGCCAGUCUCUCAGAAUCAGUACGAACACGACAAACCAGCUUACAGAGCCCCUGAACCGCAGAGACCUCAAGCAAACCCCCCUGAGGACAUCGUUCGGGCAAACCACUACGACCCCGAGGAAGAUGAGGAGUACUACCGCAAGCAGCUCUCCUAUUUCGACCGCCGGAGUUAUGACAACAAGCCUGCGGCACAGAUCGCCAGUAGCCAUCACGCCGAACCGGCGAAACCAGCCCUUCUCCACAACCAGUUGAACUAUACCAACUACCCAUCCAAGGGCAAGCCGGUGGACGUGGAGCCUCUGGAAAGGGCCGUGGGCGAGAAGCGCUAUGAGCCAGCUCCUCAAAUCACUCCUCCGCCUGUCCUGCCUCCGGUGCAGUACCCCCAGCCGCAGUCCGCGAACAACCCGAUCGUGUCCCUUCAGCCUAAGUCUGCCCUCACUGAAGUCAACUCUGUGUCGGACUUUGCAAACGCCACCCUGCCCAAGCCCGACCCACCACCGCUUCAAAGCAAGCCAGUGGCUUUCAGAACUUCCAGCCGGGAAGACACUGUGCAGUCCACCUAUUACCCUCAGAAAAGCUUCCCCGACAAGGGGCCGGUGAACGGGACAGAGCAGAUCCCGAAGACGGUCACGCCUGCCUACAACCGCUUCACGACUAAACCUUACACCAGUGCUGCCCGGCCCUUUGAACGCAAGUUCGAGAGCCCGAAAUUCAACCACAACCUCCUGCCAGAUGAGAAUCAGCAUAAGCCAGAGUUGCCCUCCAAAUCUCAGAACUCUGCCCAGCCAGUUCUAAAAGCACACGGCCCAUCCCAGCCUCUUCCAGAGUUCGACAGCGUGACGGACACGUUCUCCGUACAGGCCGACAAACUCAAGUACCAACCAAACAACGUCAGUGCUGUGCCUAGAGCCAUUCCCGUCAGUCCGUCUGCUCUGGAAGAUGACGACGAAGAAGAUGGGCACACUGUAGUCGCUACGGCCAGAGGAGUUUUUAACAGCAAUGGCGGUGUCCUGAGCUCCAUAGAGACUGGAGUCAGCAUAAUUAUUCCUCAAGGAGCCAUUCCAGAGGGAAUAGAACAAGAGAUCUAUUUCAAGGUCUGCCGAGACAAUAGCAUCCUCCCACCUUUAGACAAAGAGAAAGGUGAAACACUGCUCAGCCCCCUGGUCAUGUGCGGGCCCCACGGACUGAAAUUCCUGAAGCCUGUAGAACUCCGCCUCCCACAUUGUGCGUCUAUGACCCCUGAUGGUUGGUCUUUUGCUCUAAAAUCCUCCGACUCGUCGUCGGGUGACCCCAAAACCUGGCAGAACAAGUCUCUUCCUGGGGAUCCAAACUACCUUGUUGGAGCAAAUUGUGUGUCAGUUCUAAUAGAUCACUUCUAACCCUUUCGUUAGCAGAGCGACCUUAAGUGUGCAACCAAGAUUAAAAAACAAACAAACCUUGCCUAGAAACCGAACCGUUCUUUUCAAGUAUUAACAGUAUCUUAGUAUUAAGCGGUCUUUGCUUUGACUAACAACAGCUAGCGAGUACCAUUGUCAGGUACAUGCCACGGAGAAGAUCACGGAGGGAACGCCGUUCCCUCUGGCUUUCCUUAACUGGACACUUGUGAUGCAUCUGUGCAUAAAACUCUCUUAAACAACCACUGAAGCAAUGCAAUUUCUUUUUCUUUCUUUCUUUUUUGUUUCCAGAGGAACUGACAUUUGGUUCACGAUUCACUGCUGAAUUAGGUCUUUUUUCUUACCAAAGUUUUUUUUUUCCUUUUUAUAGAAAACAAACAAAACACCUUUGUGUUUAGAAUAUGCAAAGACUCUUGAAGUCACUGUUGGUUUGUUUUUGUUUUUUAAACUGGCGACCCUUUGACGCAUUUUGCCCACAAGGUGGAAAUGACGUUUUUGCUAGCACAAUACCGAUUUUUUCCCUCUUUCUGAGAAGGGAGAGUAACUGCACGGCUACUUAAUUGUACAAGAGAGACACAUUUUCUUUCCGUUUGUCAUGGGGAAAGAGAGAAAGCGCAUGUGAUAUGACUACGGUUUGUUUGCCUCUGUGGAUCUAUAAAUUAACCACAUCUCUGACAUUAACCAGCAGGAAUGCCUUACCCUCAUGUUUUUACUAGUCUUAGCUGACAUCCCUAGUUCUGUACUACUAAGUUUGUAUGGCUUCUGUGCUUACGUAGAUAAAUACAUCUUGGAGAGAGACUCGGUUUCCUUUUGUGAACUUGCUGGUUUAGAGAGAAGGCCAGAGAUAAAAAUACAAACACUUGUUUUUGCGCUGGUCAGCCAGAUGAGACCCUGAAGAACUUAAUGGUAUGUUUUCGGCUAUGCAUUUUGAAAAUUUAUAGAUGCUAUAGAUCGCUUGUAUAGAAUUCAUGCAUACCACUUUUGUUCUUGGUUUGUAAAUUAACUUUUAUAAGCUUUACCUUUUUAUAUAUAUAAAUAUAUAUAAAAAUACAAAACGGAAGUUUCUUAAUAUCUUUGUACUCUCAUACCUUUUGAGCCUUGAACUUUGACAUCUCGCAGCAAUAAAUCAGGCAUUUCUACAGUACACGAAAACAAGGACUUUUUUUUAAAGAAAAUGCACAACGUUGUUACCUUUUUAAGUGCUGCAUUUAAAGACUAACUCGGAAUUCUCUAGUUUGAUUACAUUCUUGGAAAAAAAAAGUAUCCCUGCUGUAAUUUUGUGAUAAGGAUGCUGUACUUGCUUAUGUGCCCUGAAAUGUAUUUUUUUACUAAUAGACAAUUUAUUAUGGCACAUUGGCACUAUUUCUGUUUAGAUAAUAUACCACUGCAUUCUGUUAAUCAGUUAUUUAGCUAUUCAGGUGUGGCUGAUUUUUUUUCUUUGCCGUUAUUAAAAACUACACAUUUCUAAAUAUACAGAAUAAAAACUGUUUUUAAAAUAA